This is a messenger RNA of Aspergillus nomiae NRRL 13137, 569 nucleotides long. RefSeq lists its product as uncharacterized. Lineage: Eukaryota; Fungi; Ascomycota; Eurotiomycetes; Eurotiales; Aspergillaceae. The record is from RefSeq and is a predicted model, not a curated record. The transcript is spliced from 3 exons. The annotation marks the transcript as partial.
GUUUCCACUUUCGAUCAGCCACGUUGUUUUUUCGCCCGUCGGUUACUCUUACACCUUACGACCUAUAUCAUUAAAUCAAAAUGGGCGGUGCAAGCAGAGAAGGUGGCAAGGUCAAGCCUUUGAAGGCUGCCAAGAAGGAAAAGAAGGAGCUCGAUGACGAUGAUCUCGCAUUCAAGGAAAGACAGAAGGCUGAGGCCAAGGCCAAGAAGGAAUUGAUGGACAAGGCCAAGGGUAAGGGCCCAUUGAACACUGGUGCUCAGGGCAUCAAGAAGUCGGGAAAGAAAUAAAUCUCUCUUGAGGACGGCCCUACGCUAUUUUCACGAUAUACAACGAGCUACGAGCUACGAGCGCAAAGGUGGAGGGUUGCCAUAUAGGCCUCAACGCUAUUUGCAGUAUCUGAACAAACUCAUAUAUUGUUAUUGUCAAUUUCAAUAUACCUCACCGAAGCCAAAACCAAACAGGGUCAAUGCUGCCCACUUGGUCGACUCGGCACAGGCUCGUUGAUUAACAGAACCGACCAAACUAUGAGGUUCCAUUUACAACCCAACUCGUGGCCUUGGUGUUCUUUG